AUGGUGGCUACUGAUCGGAUCGUACUGGGCGCAAUACCAAUUGCAAUCCGCAACGGCAAAGGCAGCGCCGAUGCCUUAUACCUCGAAGAUAAUAUGCCCGAUCCCGUCCCAUCCGGUGAUCAGAUCCUAGUAUGCAUCCGGGCAUUUGGAUUGAAUCGCUUGGACACGAUGCAGCGGGAAGAUCGAGAUCCGUACACCAGCCUUGACAAGGGGAGUAUCCUUGGAGUGGAAUUUAGCACAGAGCGGUUCAGCGUUGAGGAUGCUGUGCUAGGAUUAGUUCCUGGGGGAGCAGUAUGGACUAUACUUCAACAUAUGUUUUUGAUGACGCUGACGGGUCUCUUACGGAUCAAGUAUGCCGAGAAAGUGGCAGUAUCAGAGAAAAUACUCAUGCCUAAGCCGCCAUCGGUUUCUUUUGAAGCAGCAGCUGGUAUACCAGAGGCGGGUGGCCACACCUACCUAACCGCCUUCCAAGCUCUGUCUCUAGUUGGAGGAAUUGAAACAGGCCAGAAAGUCCUCGUUCACCUCGGCUCCUCCGGAAUCGGACAAGCAGCCAUACAAACCGCCAAACUACUCGGAGCAUCAAAGGUAUACGUGACAGCAAACUCCACUGAGAAGUGUCAGCGCUGCGUCUCAUUAGGUGCAGACAUGGCUAUCAACGACAGAGACCCGACCAAGGACUUUGCGGCGGUUAUCCAUGAAGACACAAAUGGUUACGGCGUGGAUCUGAUCAUUGAUCUCGUGGGACAGAGAUACUGGCACCAAAAUGUGACAGCAGCAGCCCUCGAUGCAAAGAUAGUGAUCGUGGCCAUGAUGAGCGGAGGCGAGGUGGAGAGGUUUGAUUUGCGGGCAUUUCUCAAGAAGAGAAUGCAACUCCUAUGCACGACAUUGCGUCUGCGUGAUCUCGAGUAUAAGGCACAGCUGCGGGAUCAGUUUGUUGAGAAGGUGCUGCCAUAUUUCGAGUCGGGGGAUGUGAAAGUGCUCGUGGACCAGGUGCUGUCGUGGAAUCAGGUGGAUGAGGGACACCGUCGCAUGGAGUCCAAUGUUAGUGCUGGGAAGAUCAUCUGUGUUGUAGAUUGA
Penicillium lagena is the source of this 1077-nucleotide messenger RNA. RefSeq names its product NAD(P)H-quinone oxidoreductase. The coding region runs from base 1 to 1077 and encodes 358 amino acids. Gene Ontology annotation, molecular function: oxidoreductase activity. The transcript has 4 exons. The record is from RefSeq and is a predicted model, not a curated record. NCBI's taxonomy places the organism in Eukaryota, Fungi, Ascomycota, Eurotiomycetes, Eurotiales, Aspergillaceae.